Molecule: messenger RNA, 381 nt
Organism: Paramacrobiotus metropolitanus
Lineage: Eukaryota; Metazoa; Tardigrada; Eutardigrada; Parachela; Macrobiotidae
Exons: 1
Coding region: 1-381 (126 amino acids)
Source: RefSeq, a predicted model, not a curated record
AUGACGUGGCAAUCAUGGCAAUUCCGAUAUCGUAAGGAUGUGAAGCUCAAGAAGGUCACCGACAGUGAUGAGCAGAAAGCUCUGCUCCUGGAUUCCCUUGGCGUUGAAGCAAUGGAGAUGGUGCACUCCAUGUGCUCACCCAAGGAUCCGGACGAGUAUACGACUUCCCAGAUCGUCGAUAAACUAGAAGCCGUGUAUGCGAAGACGGCCAAUGCCACAACGGAGUGGGCGAAUUACUUUCGCAUCUCCCAAGAGCCAGGAGAAACUCUUUUGGACUUCUCGAGCAACCUCCGCAGGAAAGUGAUUCACUGUUCUUUUCCGGCAGUCGUGUUGGAAAAGAAUAUGUCGUCGACCUUUCUGAACGAACUCGCGAAUGAAUGA